AUGGACAGCUCUCUAAUAUCUAUGCUACAAAGAAGAGUCGAUAAAGCAAUCAUCGAUGUUAUCUUUGAAAUCCCGCACGCAGCUUAUUAUUUAUUUGACGAGCCUGAAAAAGUGUGAAAGAAAGGCGAUAUCGAAGGCCCAUUGCUGCUUGUCAAACGUAGCCAAGAACCGUAUUUCUAUAUAACCAUCUUAAAUAAGCAGACUCUUUCGAAUUUCCACCAGCCGGUAUCUAUGGAGGCACAAUUUGACAAAAAAAUGCCACAGUUGCUGUAUAUUCGUGAUAGGAAUAAGGGAGUCUAUGGAAUUUGGUCUCCUUCUGCUGAACUACUUGACCAACUUUUGAAUAAGCUGGGGGAAAUACAACAUAUAGACUCACAAUCGCGCAUGCUGAAAAGUUUGCUUGAUAUUGGAGGAGAAAGUCAGCUCAUUGUAAAUUCUAGAUCUCCUGACUCAAUUUCAGAACCAAAACAGCAAGAAUUUAGAGAAUCAAAGCAGCAAGAAUAUAGAGAGACGAAACAGCAAGAGUAUAGAGAAGCAAAACAACAAGAAUACAGAGAGCAAAAACAGCCAGAAUACAGAGAACAAAAGCAGCCAGAAUACAGAGAACAAAAGCAGCCAGAAUUUAGAGAAUCUAAGCAACAAGAGUUUAAACCUGCAAAUAUUAUGAAGCAGUCUGAAGAAAAUAUUUUAAAGCCUGAGUUCUUUCAAAAAGGAAUACAAUUUGAAGAUGAGGAAACUUCAAGUCUAGGAAGAGAGAAGCUAAAAGAAGCGAUUGUAGCCUUGGCUAAUUCUGAUGAGUUUUUAGAUCUAGUUUUGCAAGCACUAAGAUCAAAGGGAUUUAAUUAA
This is a messenger RNA of Blepharisma stoltei, 846 nucleotides long. The record is from the annotation of a GenBank genome assembly. NCBI's taxonomy places the organism in Eukaryota, Ciliophora, Heterotrichea, Heterotrichida, Blepharismidae.